This is a messenger RNA of Aspergillus sclerotioniger CBS 115572, 1104 nucleotides long. Its product is annotated as ribonuclease P protein subunit p40. The record is from RefSeq and is a predicted model, not a curated record. Bases 1 to 1104 code for a protein of 367 amino acids. The transcript has 7 exons. Gene Ontology annotation, cellular component: multimeric ribonuclease P complex; ribonuclease MRP complex. Gene Ontology annotation, molecular function: ribonuclease MRP activity; ribonuclease P activity. Gene Ontology annotation, biological process: tRNA 3'-end processing; endonucleolytic cleavage in ITS1 to separate SSU-rRNA from 5.8S rRNA and LSU-rRNA from tricistronic rRNA transcript (SSU-rRNA, 5.8S rRNA, LSU-rRNA); tRNA 5'-leader removal. Lineage: Eukaryota; Fungi; Ascomycota; Eurotiomycetes; Eurotiales; Aspergillaceae.
AUGCUCGACUUUGAAGAUGACGCGUCUAGGCGCGAAAAAUGCUACACCACCAUAGCUCAACUGCCUGCUUUUAUCGAUCCAAGGCAGCCACCCACAAAGCGGUCACCUUUCUCGGCCAUUCUAGGCCGUCCAUACAUCCAUACGAGCAAACUUCAAAAACUGCGAUAUGCUAGGGUUUUCAUGUCACUAUCGUCUCUACUCGAGGGUGACUUUUUCAAUACCUAUAUCAAGAUUGGAAACAUUCUCAUGAUAUCAGAGGGCCGCUCCGGCUCAGACAAUGUCUUCACACUCAAAGAUGGUAUCUUAAAACUGGAACUUGGCAAGGAAAUCUUCGAGCGAACGGGACUCACAGGAAAGCCGAUCCGCAGUGGAGGAAGGAAACAUGCCAAAGAGCGAUACAUCGUGGAGAUCAACCUUCGACUCCCCUCAAUGGUUCACGGAAAGAAGGGCUUCGAGAGAAUUGUAUGGGCCUUCAAGAACGUUCUGAACCAAUCUGUAGCAUGGCUUUUCUUCGACCUGGCAUCGGGAUCGAACGGCGUUGCCGAAGACGACCUCUCCCUAAAGGGCAACCACCCACAAAUCAUCAACUGUGAGCCUGUCAUCACCGAACGCCUCAAUACUCUCGUUCCACCCUUCCAGGGGAUAAACAUCACAGAAGAGACCAGUUCAGCGCAAUUAGAAGACCACUGCAACGAGAUCUCCGAGUGGCUUGCACUGGUAUCUCUCGAAUCGCCUCGAGUAACGGCCGCAGAUGAUGUGGAUCCAUACCUAUGCCGUUACAGUGUCCCAGAUUCGGAUGAUGCGAAGCCAUCCAAUCUGGUUACUUUGAAGUGGCGUGGUCUUAUUCCUUCUCGGUGGAUCAUGCAGUUGUUUGUCGCAUUAAUACGGGAAACUGCCCCAAAGGGUAAUGAUGCGUCCGCCUGGUUUGCGCUUUCCUCCAGUGCGUUGGGAAAGGAGGCUGUGGAGGGGUACGAUGGAUAUACAGUAAUGGUGCUUCCGGCGUCUACAUCAAAGCAAGAGAAGAUGGGAGAUGUAGACGGCUCUUCUAAGAGCGGUGGUCGACACUAUAUCUGUUGGGAGUUCGUUGGUGCUUCGAUUCUAUAG